AUGCAGAAACUGCCAACUGGAAUUUCCCUUGACACCAUUUCGGACGGUUAUGACAGUGGUAGGAUUGGAGAAGCAAAGAGCUUAAGGGUCUACUUGGAUUUCUUUUGGAAAGUUGGGCCAAAGACUCUUGAUGAGCUUCUUGAGAAGCUGGCUAGAUCAGGCUACCCUAUUGAUUGUCUUAUUUGUGAUUCAUUCAUGCCUUGGGCUAUGGAAGUUGCAAGGAGUUUCGGGAUUGUUGGGGUACUUUUUCUCACCCAAAAUAUGGUUGUGAAUAGUAUAUACUAUCAUGUCCAUUUGGGAAAGUUGCAAGCUCCCCUAACAGAAAAUGAGAUUUCUCUUCCUGCUCAGCCCCCACUUCAACUUGGGGACAUGCCUUCUUUCUUCUUUAACUAUGUUGAAGAUCCUGCUUUUCUUGAUUUCUUAGUAGACAAGCAUACCAAAGAUGAGGAAGACUAUGGUGUUGAACAAGUCAGAGAUGAAGAAUGCAUCAAAUGGUUAGAUGAUAAGCCAAAAGAGGUGGUUGUUUAUGUUUCUUUUGGGAGUAUGGCAGUACUUGAAGAGGAACAAAUAGAGGAAUUAGCUUAUGGUUUAAGAGAAAGUGGAAGUUACUUCUUGUGGGUGGUUAGAGAAUCUGAAGAGACCAAGCUCCCUAAAGGCUUUGAAAAGAAGUCAGAGAAGGGCUUGGUAGUGCCAUGGUGCUCUCAGCUAAAAGUUUUAGCACAUGAAGCUGUGGGGUGCUUUGUAACACAUUGUGGUUGGAACUCUACAUUAGAAGCUUUGUGCUUGGGAGUUCCAAUGGUUGCAAUGCCACAAGAGGCAGACCAAAGCACCAAUGCUAAGCAUAUUGAAGAUGUUUGGAAGGUGGGAACCAAAGCUUCAGUUGAUGGAAAACAUUGGAAGACUGUGGCGGCAAAUGCAGUUGGUGAGGGUGGAACCAUGGCGGUUCUCUACAUGGAAGCAGUCGUCGUCUCUGAGCUUUGGAAGCUGGGAAUGACUUCACAACUUGACCAUGGGGAUGGUUCUAUUGAUGAUAGUGCAUCAACCCCAAUCCACUUUUUCAGGAUCAUGCUUCCUCACAACCUUCUACAAGGAACUUUAAGGCUUCCGACAAGGUUUGUGAGCAAAUAUGGAAAACACUUAUCCAACACAGUACAUCUUAAGCUUCCAAAUGGUGCAGAAUGGAAAGUAAAUUUGGAGAAGCGUGAUGGUAGUGUUUGGUUUCAACAAGGUUGGAAAGAGUUUGCAGAGUAUCACUCGCUAGCCUAUGGUCACCUGUUAGUUUUCAGAUUCAAUCUGACAUCCCAUUUUCAUGUUUCCAUCUGUAAUAAGAGUUGCAUGGAAAUAGACUACCCUAUCAACAAAGCAAAUCACAAAAGGACCAGAAUUAAUAGUGAAGACAUUCAACCACCUAAGACACAGAAAACAACUCAAAAUAAGAAAAAGUGUAAUUCCAAUUUCCAGGACACUGCCUUUGAUAAAAAAGCAAGAGACCACAAAGGUAGAUUGAAGAAUCCAAAUGAAGGGAAGAGAAACAUGGAAGCGGUUGGGAAUACUUCCUUUACUGUUAUAAUGAAAUCACACCACUUCACUCUCGGACAAAUGUAUGUGCCACAUGCCCCAAUAAAAAGCUGCAUCAAAAGUGGUGAACAAUUUGUUACGCUUCUGGUUGGAGACAGAUCAUGGAGGGUUAAAUUGAGAAAUUAUCGAAGUAAAUCAGUCAGUUACUUCACUACAAAUUGGUCAGCUUUUGCAAGGGAAAACAAUUUAAAAAAAGGAGAUGCCUGCUUGUUCCAACUCCUACACUGUAGUGACAACAUGGUGAUGAAGGUUUCUAUUUCUAGAAAAAUGUCCAUCAGCUAA
This is a messenger RNA of Sphenostylis stenocarpa, 1860 nucleotides long. Lineage: Eukaryota; Viridiplantae; Streptophyta; Magnoliopsida; Fabales; Fabaceae. The record is from the annotation of a GenBank genome assembly.